AUGCGAGCAAUUCUCACCACUCUCUACAAUGGGCACGCCCACAUCUGGUCCUAUGAGACGCAGGCCAUCAUCAAAACCUUCGAGCUCACCGACGUCCCCGUCCGCGCAGGAAGAUUCAUCGAGAGGAAAAACUGGAUAGUAUGUGGCAGUGAUGACUUCCAACUGAGGGUUGUCAACUGGAAUACAAGCGAAAAGGUCAAGUCAUUUGAGGCACACCCAGACUACAUCCGCGCCAUUGUGGUACAUCCUGUGCUCAGCGUUGUCCUUACCGCAUCAGAUGAUAUGACGAUUCGCAUGUUCGACUGGGAAAAGGACUGGCGCUGUGUGCGCGAAUUCGUUGGACAUCAGCAUUAUGUGAUGGGGUUGGCUAUCAACCCAAAAGACACCAAUAUCUUUGCGUCAGCAUGUUUAGACCGAACCAUCAAGAUUUGGAGUAUCGACAAUGCAACGGCCAAACAAACAAUUGAAGCCCACGAAAAAGGGGUCAACCACAUCGACUACUACCCGCACAAUGACAAACCGUACCUGCUCAGCACGUCUGACGACAAGACUGUCAAGGUGUGGGACUACACUACCAAAGCUCUGAUCGCGACUUUGGAAGGACAUACUAGCAAUGUCAGCUUUGCCUGUUAUCACCCAGAGUUGCCUGUCAUCAUAUCCGGCUCAGAGGACGGGACUAUCAAGAUCUGGCAUGCCAAUACGUACCGACUGGAGCAAUCGCUCAGCUACGGUCUGGAGAGGGCAUGGUGCGUUGCCUAUCAACGAGGGAAGCAGGGAGUCGCGAUGGGGUUCGAUGAUGGUGCCGUUGUCGUCAAAAUGGGCCGAGAAGAGCCGGCUGUCUCCAUGGAUAACACCGGCAAGCUGGUCUGGGCACGCCACAACGAGGUUGUCUCUGCGAUUAUCAAGGGAGGAGAUGCUAGCGUCAAGGAUGGCGCACCCAUUGCCCUUCCAAUCAAAGAAAUGGGGACCACCGAAAUUUAUCCGACAACGUUAUCGCACUCGCCGAAUGGCAGAUUCGUCAGUGUCUGUGGAGAUGGGGAAUUCAUCAUUUACACUGCUUUGGCGUGGAGAAAUCAAGCCUUUGGUUCAGCACUUGAUUUUGCAUGGGCGUCACAUCAGAAUCCCACCGACUAUGCAAUCCGCGAAUCUAGUACCAGCGUCAAGAUAUUCAAAAAGCUCAAGGAGAGCGGAAGCCUCGAUGUCGGCUUUCAGGCUGAAGGGCUUUGUGGUGGGUUCCUGCUGGGUGUCAAGGGACAGGGUGGAAUUGGAAUGUUUGACUGGGAAACUGGAACUCUCGUUCGACGGAUCGAAGUUGAGCCCCGGGAGGUUUACUGGAGUGAAUCGGGGGAACUCGUCGCUCUCGCGUGUGCCGAUACAACAUAUGUUCUCCGCUUCGAUCGAGAAGCGUAUCUCGAAGGCCUCAACUCCGGCCAAGCAGACGAGGACGGUGUCGAGGCUGCAUUUUCUGUGGUGACCGAUCUUCAAGAAUCUGUCAGGAGUGGUGAAUGGGUCGGCGAUGCUUUCCUCUUCACCACCACGACCCGCCUCACCUACUUGCUCGGUGAGCAGGUCGUACACAUUGCACAAUUCGACCAGCCCAUGUACCUGCUCCGCUACCUACAACGAGAUGAACGAGUGUAUCUGUGCGACAAGGACGUCAACCUCGUGAGUUAUCGGCUGUCAACUGCCUUGCUCUCGUAUCAGACACUUGUGUUAAGAGGCGAAAUCGAGGCAGCUCAGGAUCUGCUGCCUGAAGUCCCUGCAGAUCAAAUGAACAAGAUCGCCAGAUUCCUUGAAGCGCAAGGCCACAAGGAAUUAGCUCUUGAAGUCGCGACUGAUCCUGAGCAUCGCUUCGAACUUGCCCUGGGUUUGAACAAUCUUUCGGUCGCUCUUGAACUCGCUCGCGAGGCGGAUAUGCAGGCCAAAUGGUCCGCUGUUGCAGAUAAAGCACUUGAAGCCUGGGAUGUGAAGCUUGCCGAGGAGUGCUUUCUCAAUGCCAAGGAUCUGGGCAGCUUGCUUCUGCUAUACACCAGCUCAGGCAACAAAGCAGGACUGACCAAACUAGCACAGCAGGCCGAAGAACUGGGCAGCAACAACAUCGCCUUUGCGAGCUGGUGGUCUACCGGCGACGUUUCUGCCGCCAUCGAGCUACUCAAACGCACCGGCCGCAUUAGCGAGGCUGUCUUGUUCAGCCAGACAUAUAAGCCCACGAAGACACAAGACCUGGUUCACGAAUGGAAGGACAGCUUGGAAAAGCAGGGUAAAGGCAAGGUCAGUCGCUUGCUGGGUGUUCCAGGGGAAGACGACGAUUUGUUCCCUGAUUGGGAUGAGUAUAUCAAGCUUGAGGUUGAUACCAGCGCAAAAGCCCCUGCGACGGCCGAUCUGAUCGAUGUCAACGGCGAUGAGGCGCCUACCACGAAUGGCACCGCCAAGACCGAUAGUGAAGACGCCGAAGACGCUGCUGAGGAGGCCGAAGCGUAA
This is a messenger RNA of Capronia epimyces CBS 606.96, 2481 nucleotides long. RefSeq lists its product as uncharacterized. Gene Ontology annotation, molecular function: structural molecule activity; protein binding. The transcript is spliced from 8 exons. The coding region runs from base 1 to 2481 and encodes 826 amino acids. Lineage: Eukaryota; Fungi; Ascomycota; Eurotiomycetes; Chaetothyriales; Herpotrichiellaceae. Gene Ontology annotation, biological process: intra-Golgi vesicle-mediated transport; intracellular protein transport; endoplasmic reticulum to Golgi vesicle-mediated transport. Gene Ontology annotation, cellular component: COPI vesicle coat. The record is from RefSeq and is a predicted model, not a curated record.